Messenger RNA from Glarea lozoyensis ATCC 20868, 498 nucleotides. Its product is annotated as Epsilon subunit of F1F0-ATP synthase N-terminal. Gene Ontology annotation, molecular function: proton-transporting ATP synthase activity, rotational mechanism. The record is from RefSeq and is a predicted model, not a curated record. The transcript has 5 exons. Gene Ontology annotation, biological process: proton motive force-driven ATP synthesis. The coding region runs from base 1 to 498 and encodes 165 amino acids. Lineage: Eukaryota; Fungi; Ascomycota; Leotiomycetes; Helotiales; Helotiaceae.
AUGAACUCCCUACGUAUUGCCCGUACGGCUCUGCGAGCGCGUCCUGCAGCUAUCAGGGCCCCAUUACAGCGUAGAGGAUAUGCUGAAGCCGUGUCGGAUAAGAUCAAGUUGAGUUUGGCUCUACCACAUCAGUCCGUCUACAAGUCGCAAGAUGUCGUCCAAGUCAACAUCCCAGCCGAAUCCGGAGAGAUGGGUGUUCUCGCAAACCACGUUCCAUCAAUUGAGCAGUUGAAGCCAGGACUCGUAGAGGUUAUUGAGGAGAGCGGUGGAAGCAAGCAGUUUUUCUUGUCUGGAGGCUUUGCUAUCGUUCAGCCAAACUCGGAAUUGAGCAUUAAUGCUGUGGAAGGGUUCCCAUUAGAGGAUUUCAGCGCCGACGCUGUCCGAUCACAAAUCUCAGAGGCACAGAAAAUCGUUGGUGGAAGUGGAAGUGAGCAAGACAUUGCUGAGGCGAAGAUUGAGCUCGAGGUUCUUGAGAGCUUGCAAGCUGCUUUGAAGUAA